AUGAAACGAAGAAUCACCCUAAUCCAGCGCGUUGAUGCUGGAUUCGACCCGCAGCAAGCUGUUUUAACCGCAUCAUCCCUCUCCAUCCGCGGCCUGGACGCCGCGCGGGAGGAUCGAAUUACGAUUGGACUAGACAAGCUCCCAGAAGAGGCAUCGUUCAUCACACCCCCGCCAUUAUCGACACGAUUCGCUUCCUCGGCCUCCCUACAAUUUUACACCCACCUCCCUUCCAUCAAGCAUCUGGUCGAAUAUAUUCAGAACACUGUCUGUGAUCAGAGUCGUACAGAUGGCCCCGAGUGCCACACCCGGGCCGAUGCUCUCCUCUCCGCAGACUCGGUCGAUAUCGACUAUGACAGCAGUUCGCACGCCUUGACUGUGUCCGGGCUCUGGACUAGUCCACCGACGGGCGGUUGGACCGAUCAAUUUCAGACGCCAGCAUCCGAUGCCGAUCAAAUCGAGUUCGGUCUCUUGGGCGCCGAGGCAGGACUUGAGCCAGAGGAGAUCAAGAUGGGCGGGCUGUUAGCGGUUGUCGGACAGGACAAGAAGCUAAAACCAACCAUGUUCUCAUUCCCCUCCCGUCACCAACCUCUCACUGAACCGUCGAGCUAUACCGUCUCAUUCGCUCCCCCAACUGGUCUUCAUCCAACGAUGUCUAUAUCUAUGCCCCGAUCAUCCCUCAAACGACCACCAGCACCCAGCGAUGCAACCUGUGCUCUACACACAUACCUCACACUCCCCUCCACCAUCUUCGGAGAUCAAUACCAGCUCGCCACAACAGAUCCACUCUUCCUCGAGUCACACAAACUCGUAGCUCUGCGUGCCUUGGCAGGCGAAAUGGAUCUUGAAGCCCCGGACUGGGUUGUUCAGCGCUGGGGCUCAAACUGGCUCCUCGAACUAACAACCCCCCCAGAAACCGAAGACGUGGCCAGCAUACCAGACCCCUCAAACUGGACUUCUACCAUUCCUCUACACCUGCGCUACCUGCCGCCAUCCGAAACAGGGCAUCGCACUGCCCACGUUCCCUGGCCCGUCGUCUUCUGGGCCUGUACUACCGAGGACGACACGAAGAUGGGUAUUAAUCCCUUCGACCGCUCAAACCUCGGCUGGGAUAGCUUGUUCGGUCCGCGAACCCUGUUCUACCAGCUUCAGCCUGCGGGUGAUCGUCUUGUUGAGGAGAUCGAUGUGCCGGUUCUACGUCUUACGGGAGAUGGCUACUUCCAGGGUAAACACAUCGAGCUUGGCACUUGCGUGGUUAUCUCUCUUGGGUUCAUGUGGGUGCUUUGGCGACUUGUUUGUGUUGCAUGGCCGUCUGGUGCUGGAAGUAAACGGGCCGAGACUGCGCACAAUAAGAAAGAAGAAUAG
This is a messenger RNA of Penicillium digitatum Pd1, 1362 nucleotides long. The record is from RefSeq and is a predicted model, not a curated record. NCBI's taxonomy places the organism in Eukaryota, Fungi, Ascomycota, Eurotiomycetes, Eurotiales, Aspergillaceae.